Molecule: messenger RNA, 1029 nt
Organism: Symbiodinium necroappetens
Lineage: Eukaryota; Dinophyceae; Suessiales; Symbiodiniaceae
Source: the annotation of a GenBank genome assembly
AUGAUGCAGCUCCUCUGGUUCAUCGCUUGCUUCCUAAUGGGAGCAGAAGGUGUUCAUGGACAUGGUGAACACUGCAGCACAGUCUCAGAUGGCGCCGCUGUCCGUGCGAGUGAGUCCGAUGCUUCAGAACUUUUCCAGUUGGAGAUGAGCAGAAGUCUCCAUGGAUCUCUCUCUGGUGGCGCUCUUGGCGCCGGCCUGCUUGACAGCAACUCCGGUGGCAUUUUCGGUGGCGGUUCCGGUCGCUCUGGCAGUUCCGUUUCCGAUACUCCGGCCCCCGAGCCACCAAACGAGGCUUGUGACACGAACUUCUUCCCGGACGCAACAAUAUGCAAUGUGAACGAGCAGAACCCUCAGCGGGAAUGCAGCCCAUCAGACAUGACGGCUGGCGACUUUACGAACUGUUGGUUCGACGGACUCCCCCCUCCAUUAACAGGAAGCAAUCCUUGCCCCGGCACGGCCAACAGCACCACAGCCAAAGUUGAAUUGCCCGACGAAACACUCGAAUUCUGCUUCCCAGUCCCGCCGGGAGUCUGCCCCGCGCAGGUGUGUAUCAAGUCCGCAAGUUCUGGCGUACUCUGUUACGACGGUAUUGAGAACUGCAGUGCGCCAACCAAAGACCCCAGCACCACCGUUUGUACAAACUACACUGGCAGUGGCGACUUCUGUGUCGUGGCCACACUCGCCUGCAUCGAGCACUACAACCACCACAGUGGGGCCGACUACAACAACCACUCUGGCUCCUACAACAACGACGACACUUGCACCUACGACAACCACGACCCCGGCAGCAACAACAACCACCACAGUGGGGCCGACUACAACAACCACCCUGGCUCCUACGACAACGACGACACCUGCACCUACGACAACAACGACCCCGGCAGCAACAACCACCACCACAGUGGGGCCGACUACAACAACCACCCUGGCUCCUACAACAACGACGACACUUGCACCUACGACAACCACGACUCCCGAGGAAACCACCUCCACCACAACAUCAACAGGAACAACGUCAACGGUUCCUGA